This is a messenger RNA of Aspergillus mulundensis, 768 nucleotides long. Its product is annotated as 18S rRNA pseudouridine methyltransferase. The transcript has 2 exons. The record is from RefSeq and is a predicted model, not a curated record. Lineage: Eukaryota; Fungi; Ascomycota; Eurotiomycetes; Eurotiales; Aspergillaceae. Gene Ontology annotation, cellular component: small-subunit processome; nucleolus. Bases 1 to 768 code for a protein of 255 amino acids. Gene Ontology annotation, biological process: rRNA base methylation. Gene Ontology annotation, molecular function: rRNA (pseudouridine) methyltransferase activity; rRNA binding.
AUGAGUGCUGACGCGCCGGUACGCUCAGGGACGCAAUCUUGUCCUCCUCCCGAAUUGCCGCAACUUGUUGCUGAGCAACAUGUUCCUAUCCCUCCCAGCGAUAAGGAGACGCAGCGCUUGAUCGUGGUGCUUUCUCACGCCAGCUUGGAGACGUUCAGGGCUUCCCACGGUGGACGCAAUGGCACAGCUCGUGACGAGAAAUACUCUUUGCUCAACAGCGAUGAACACAUUGGCGUAAUGCGCAAAAUGAAUCGAGACAUCAGUGAGGCUCGUCCUGACAUCACCCAUCAGUGUCUCCUCACCCUCCUUGACUCUCCUGUCAACAAAGCCGGAAAACUGCAAAUUUACAUUCAUACCGCCAAGGGUGUCUUGAUUGAAGUCAAUCCCUCAGUCCGCAUUCCCCGCACAUUCAAACGUUUUGCCGGUCUCAUGGUUCAGCUCUUGCAUCGACUUUCCAUCCGUUCCACCAACUCUCAAGAGAAGCUGCUCAAGGUCAUCAAAAACCCCAUCACCGACCACUUGCCUCCAAACUGCCGGAAAGUGACCCUUAGUUACGAAGCUCCGGUGGUGAGAGUCAAAGAUUACAUCGAAUCUCUCGGUCCCAAAGAAAGUAUUUGUAUAUUCGUUGGAGCCAUGGCCAAGGGCCAGGAUGACUUUGCGGAUUCUUUCAAGGAUGAUGCCAUCAGUAUCAGCAAUUACAGUCUCAGUGCCAGCGUCGCAUGCAGCAAAUUUUGUCAUGCCGCUGAAGAAGUCUGGGAUAUCCUUUGA